AUGGUCAAGCUCGAGCUGAUGGAAGGGUCGAUAGAGGAAAAGAUCGUUCCCGAGGCGGGAAAGUCAGUGAACACUACCCGAGCAUCUGGCUACUCUGCACCAUAUCUAUCUCCCCCACAGAAUCCCAAUACCCCCUCCCGCGAUCCGCAAAACGAUAGCCGUAGAACUUAUCCUUCCCAGCCCCAGAAGCCAAUCCAGCGCUCCUACUCGCCUCUCCCAAAACCACCUAUAGGAUCAAUCCCAAUCUCACGUGCGCCUUCAACAACACCUCCAAGACCGCCUCUUCGUGCCCAAACACAUCCAUCUGCUAAUCUGUAUGCUCGUGGAAAUAGCACCCUUCGCCGCUCAGAAAGCAGAAAGUCAGAAGGGAACUCCAAACAGGAAAAUCGAGAAAGAUCUGCCAGAAAGGGAGUUCAAUAUGAAGAGCUGAAGAGAAAUAAGGAGCGGAAUAAGAAGGCAGAUAAGAGAUGGGAGGAAGAGGAUGUAAAGACUCAAGGUAUAUACAACUUUGAGAAAGAAAAAUUAGAUUAUCGAAGACGAGUGGAGCGAGAUUGUAAUCGACCGGUUGACAGACCAGAUGUGAGGUCUAGUGGUGCUGUUAGUAGAGGCUUUCACAGGUAUGCAGAGCGAGGGUAUUUAGAGAAGAGAGUCAGCUGGAAGGGACGGGCUUUUCGAGAAGAGCAGCGUGGUUAG
Botrytis byssoidea is the source of this 693-nucleotide messenger RNA. RefSeq lists its product as uncharacterized. NCBI's taxonomy places the organism in Eukaryota, Fungi, Ascomycota, Leotiomycetes, Helotiales, Sclerotiniaceae. The transcript has 2 exons. The coding region runs from base 1 to 693 and encodes 230 amino acids. The record is from RefSeq and is a predicted model, not a curated record.